CAGCCGGGGAAGGUCUCGGUGUGAGCUGUCCGUCACUCCUCUCACUCGAUUAAAGCCCUUUUUCCACCUGGGCCAUCAGCCAUGGAGUUAUUGGUACGUUAUUUGGAGAGGAGCAACUCUCUUAGCUCUGUCAUGACUCAAGAUGUUAUCAAGGAAGAGAGCCUGAGAGAUGAUCUAAAGUAUUACUUCAUGAGCCCUUGUGAGAAGUACAGGGCCCGGCGGCAUUUACCCUGGAAAAUGGGAGUCCAAAUAUUGAAGAUUGCCAUGAUCACUACGCAACUCAUUCUGUUUGGUCUCAACAACCAGCUGGUGGUUUCCUAUAAGGAGGAAAACACCAUGGCCCUGAAAAAACUUUUCCUGAAGGACUACAGUGGGGUGGAUGAGGAUGACUACAGUGUUGCUGUGUACACGCAGCGUGGUCUCUACGACAGCCUGUUUUAUGUCCUCGAUCAGUACAGUCAGUUAGGCGAGCUUUCUGUGGGUCCCAUCAGUUAUGCUGAGGAUGAUUAUGGCAAGCUGCUUCCUGUCAAACUCUGUAAAGACCACUACAAAAGAGGUAGUGUAGAGUCUUCAGAUGAGGCUUUUGACAUUGAUGCACGGCUGGAGACAGAGUGUAUGUCACAUGAUCCCAAAACUGCAAACCAGUGGAAAACCCAGAAUGCAUCCUUUUUUGAUCUGCACUUUCACAGGCUUGUUAAAAUCACGAUAAACUUCCAGCUUAAAGGAAUCAACUUGCAGACCGUUCGUUCACGGGAGUUACCUGACUGUUACUCCUUUUAUGUGACGAUCACAUUCGAUAACCAGUGUCAUAGUGGAAAGGUGAAAAUAUUCUUGGACAUAGAUACUGAAAGCAGCGCAUGCCGAGACUGGAAGAUAUCUGGGACAGCUCAGAAGAACACGCACUAUCUGCUGGUGUUUGAUGGGUUUGUCAUUCUGGUUUGCAUCAUAUCAGUGGUGUUGUGCACACGCUCCAUCAUACUGGCCAUCAGGUUACUCCAGAGAUUCUCACGAUUCUUUCGUGAAAACUUCAACCGCAGUGUGUGUGCAGAUGAUCAGAAGGAGUUUCUCAAUGGCUGGUAUGUGUUAGUCAUCAUAAGUGAUAUCUUGGCCAUAAUUGGAUCCAUACUGAAGAUGGAAAUACAGGCAAAGAGUCUGACGAGUUAUGAUGUGUGCAGUAUCUUCCUGGGAACAUCAACAUUAAUGGUGUGGGUUGGAGUGAUAAGAUACCUGGGAUACUUUCAGAAGUACAAUGUCCUGAUUUUAACGAUGAAAGCGGCAUUCCCCAAAGUCCUCCGUUUCUGCUGCUGUGCUGGCAUGAUCUAUCUUGGCUAUACGUUCUGCGGAUGGAUCGUACUAGGGCCUUACCAUGAGAAGUUUGAGGGUCUGAGUCGUGUAGCAGAGUGCCUCUUCUCUCUCCUGAAUGGGGACGACAUGUUCUCCACGUUCGCCGAGCUAAAGGACAAAAACACUUUGGUGUGGCUCUUCAGUCGGGCUUACCUCUACUCCUUCAUCUCCCUGUUCAUUUACAUGGUGUUGUCACUCUUCAUUGCCCUCAUCACUGACUCCUAUGAGACCAUCAAGAACUACCAGAGAACUGGAUUCCCACUGACAGACCUGCAAAAAUUUCUUCGGGAUCAGACAGAUUUUCCAAUCAUAGAGGAGAAUGGCCAGAAUGUUGAGAUCAGCCACAAUGUGCUCUGCUGCUGCAAACGAGUUCCAGCAAAUGAUGAUGUCAUACUGAUCAGUUGAUAGCCGCCCCAUCCUCAGAUGAGCUGGUCCAAAAAAGGGGAAGGUUUCUUGGAAAAGGACUUUUUUUUUUCCACCGCUAUGGACUUCAAACAUUUUCAGUGGAAAAACCCUCGAAGAGUUGCACGAGUGAGAUUCUGUGAGGUGGAAUGUGAAACAUAAAUCAGGUUCCUCCCUCUGAAUGUAUAAAUGGACCUUGAGUUGCUCUGUUGGGACUGAGACCAAGCUUAAAAAAAAAUCUGAAGUUGUCACUGGUAUUGAAUAAGAUUGAGGGUACUGUUUCGUACUGUAUUCUGGGCCUUUUUAAGGUCUGCACCUGCAUUUCAAUGCCAGAAAACUGGAUUGAGGUUUCUCAGAAUCGAAAGUGUUUUUUUGUAAAUGGGUAUUAUGUAACAUAUUGUGGUUCCAGAUGUAAUUUAUUUGUCAUUGAUUAAAUAUUGCAGUAAUGUUUA
Messenger RNA from Cololabis saira (Pacific saury), 2198 nucleotides. It is a transcript of the gene mcoln2, whose product is annotated as mucolipin TRP cation channel 2. Gene Ontology annotation, cellular component: membrane. The transcript is spliced from 14 exons. NCBI's taxonomy places the organism in Eukaryota, Metazoa, Chordata, Actinopteri, Beloniformes, Belonidae. The record is from RefSeq and is a predicted model, not a curated record. Bases 82 to 1749 code for a protein of 555 amino acids. Gene Ontology annotation, molecular function: NAADP-sensitive calcium-release channel activity.